Messenger RNA from Pocillopora damicornis (cauliflower coral), 1876 nucleotides. RefSeq lists its product as uncharacterized. Gene Ontology annotation, cellular component: trans-Golgi network. NCBI's taxonomy places the organism in Eukaryota, Metazoa, Cnidaria, Anthozoa, Scleractinia, Pocilloporidae. The record is from RefSeq and is a predicted model, not a curated record.
AUCAUUGUUCUGUGUUCUUGAUAGAGUUACCCUUUUAUCUUCAGUACAUCAUAAUGAUUCUUGAUUUUCUACUUUGAAAGGUGAUUUCAGAAGUCAGAUGUGAGCCCACAUCUGCGUUUUAUAUUGUGGCACACUCUCGCAUUUUUCAAUUCGAGUUCAUAAAGUCUGCAGCGUUUCCAGGAAUCAUUUACCAAAUACGGUCUUUUAAAAAGUCCACUAAGUAUCAAAUACAAUUAUCUUACUAACAGUCGUUUUGCCGCUUACUAUUACUUAAAAGACUAAUUUGCUGAGGUAAACUUGUGUAUCGUUAAGAUGAGCGUUAUUUCACUUUGAAUUAUUAUUACAAUUAAUGUAGACAUCCUUAUUCUAAUUGCGGUCUUGCGAUGGCUUGUGAACUGAUAAACUUUGGUAGAGCGGAAGUUGAUCAUGUGAUGACUAAUCCAAAAACUUGUAAUUGGCUUUACAGAGGUCAUUCAGUUUCGGUCAGGAGCCAGCCAAAAGAAGAAGCAGAAUUUUUCUCUUAGGAAAAAGCUGUUUUCCGUGACAAGGCUAAGAUGCAGAACAAAUGCCUGUUGGGAUUGAUUUUUCUGUCGUGCAUGAACAGAUGCAUUGCUCAGAGCAUUCAAACAAUCAACAACUGCACGUGUCAGACAUCAGAUGGAAACUUUUACAGUCUGUGGCCCCUCAGAGGAACAGAAAAACCACACUUCAUUGAUGUUAAGGGAAAAAAUGGUUGGAGGUAUGCUUACAAUCCUUGUACCUCUAUGACAUUCGGACAAGAUGAUCCAGACCAUGGAAAGAUAUGUCAUGAUAUCGGAAUAUGUAAAUAUCCUGAAAUAGAAAAACCGCGUGAUUACCUACAAGUUGGUGUGCAGACAGGGGUCAGAUGUGCACUAGGCGCAGAAGGACAGAUUGAGCUGGUGUAUAAAACAAACGAUCCCUCUAUCGACCCAAAACAUUCAACGGUACAGCUUAUUUGUGACCAGACUAUUCCAUUCCCGGAUUUCGGUUCAAAGUUGUUUAAUUGGAAGCUGUACAUUUUGCUACCAGUUCUUGUAGUAGUUAUCGUCAUCAUGCUUUGUUUUCUAUGUAUGUGGUGGCAUAUUCCUGCUUUUAGAAAUGCCCUGAAUCGCAGAUGCUGCCAUCGUUUGGGAGGGUAUGAACAGAUCGAAGAGGAAUAUAGAAACCACUUUAAAAAAACAAAGACAACUAACGUUAUCAAAAACAAAGAUAAGGCUGUUGAACACGACGAUUUUGAUGUAAAAGAUGAACUGGUCGAGCCAGUUCAAGACGUAGACGUGGGGGACAAGUCCCAAACUGUUGGGAAAAAUGACAUUUUAACAUUAGUUUUGUAACAAAACCAAACCCCUUGUUUAGGUGUUGGGUCCCUAUUGCCCGGGCUUGCCCAAAGAGCAAAAGGCCAGGUAAAGGUUUGGCCUUCGUAAUUUUUUUCGGCGUUCAGCAACAAAUCGCCCUCUGAACCAUAAAGAGCAUCUGUGAAAUCCAAGUAAGCAUCAUCUCCUACCUCUCGUAACGAAUUUAACUGUUUUCAAAUAGUCUUGCACUUGUCUAAUGUUUAUAUAUCUGAAGGGUUGGAAAGAGAGGAUUUUUUCUCGAAUGUAAGGAGAAAAAAUGGCGUCUGAUGCGAACCGGACGGUGGUUUUCCCCUCCUUUUGCACUAUCCUAGAUCAAAAAUCACCUUUGUAGACCUCAAAAAUAAGAAGGGAUAUGAGAGAGAAUAUUCAACUGGAAGUAAAAUAGCUUCGAUCGGUAGUUGCUUGAUCGAAUACAUCAAAUUAAUUUAUUAAGAGGACGCGGAGUAAUUUGGAGGUAGGAAGACUGCAAGUUUCAAUAAAAAACCUCCAUUUACACUUUA